AUGAACAGUCUGCAUGCAUCAUCCAGCGACAAUUUAUGCAUGAUCCAAACAUCUGAAUACAGCUUCUCCGAACGAGCUAUGCCUGGCGAUGAUCAGUUAGAGGUUGCUUACCGGCAGCUGUGGCUGUACGCCAUGCGCCAUUACCCGCAAAUGCCCCGGGAUCCAAAACGAAAAGAGCGGCUAGCCCGAUCAGCGAGCGCCACCGCAAACGAGCGUGUUGUAUGUGACAUGGGUCGAUUAGCCCGUCGGUUGGGUUUCGAUUCAGGCAAGAUCCAGGAACUAAUAGGACAAGCUCCUGACCGGCUGAUCGCGAGAAAUGCUCUGAUUCAGGCUCGUGAUCCGGAAGCUUUUGAACAUGAUAGUCCCACUGUUGAUUCUAUCGUGGAUCAAAUUAUCGAUUGUUUUGACAUGCUCCGCCCGAAAGGCGUUGUUAGCGCACCACCAAUUUCUGUGAGCCGCUCGGUGCCCCGCAAGUUUCGCAGUGGACACCCUACGCUGAAAGACCUCAUGCAUGAUCGUUCACUUCUCUUCCUAGAUAAUAUACAUGCUGCCACAGCCCCAGGCCGGGUUACAACAGCCUUCGUUCGACGCUGUGUCUAUUUGGCGUUCUUCGGGAGCCAGCCUGGCGAGAUCCACCAUCACCGGGAUCCCUUGCAGCAUAUGUGCAAUAGUAGCGAUGGCUUUAGGCAGCACACACAGAUAUCGGGUUCGAUCUCACCUUUAAUGCAUGUCAAUCACGGCGGUCCGCAAAGCCAUACUGCUGUGGGGCCCGUAGCUAAACGAAGAGCAUCACAAGCAGAUCUGGGACGUAUUCAGCAAGAAGCAAGGUUCCAAGAAAGCACGUCGCAGACAGCAGAGAGUACUUACCUACAAAUGAGAAGUGAGGAUAUAACUCAACAACCACAACAACAAACGCGCAGCACGAUGGCAAUCAUUGCUACGGAAGGGACAAUCAAUGCCACUGGAGACCCAUGCAUACAAAAGGGUCGCGACUUGCACUGUGAAGCCAUGGAGGGGAUUUCUGAUAUCGGUGUCACAAUAGGGGCUACUAACAAUAUGUAUCAGCUAGAAAACGAUCAAAUAGCCCUCAGUCCUAAGGGAAGUCUAUUGAAAAGCUCAUAUACAGGCAAGAUCAACAUCGUGUUCUAUGUAUACGAUGAGCACUCCCACUGGAACAUCUCCGCGGUACUCCGAGUCAACCCGUCCGAACCUAAUAGUGUGUCUGAAUUUAGGCGGGCCGUGCAGAGAUACAAACAGCGAGGUAUCACAUUAUGUGAUAUGAAGAUGCGAUCAGUCAGCAUAUCAUCCUGUUUAGUGGCAGCAAUGGCGGACGGGCAGAAUGUACUGCUCUUGUUUCCGCCGGGGACACGACAACUGUGCCAAUCCCCAGCUAUCCCUAGCGGGCUGCCAGUACCCGAUAUUAGCUAGGAGGGGGCCUCCCAUAUUUUAUCUUGACAAACAGCAACUAUUCUAGGUAUAGUAUGAUAGUAUGACCUCUCAACCUAGAUCUAAACUAUCCCGACUAUUAUGUGUUCA
Molecule: messenger RNA, 1536 nt
Organism: Aspergillus pseudotamarii
Lineage: Eukaryota; Fungi; Ascomycota; Eurotiomycetes; Eurotiales; Aspergillaceae
Exons: 2
Coding region: 1-1428 (475 amino acids)
Source: RefSeq, a predicted model, not a curated record